GCGCCCGCUCCUGCUCCCUCCCUCCGUCCGCGAGGCUCCGUUUCCCAUCUGACAGCUCGCAGGGAGACAUGCACAGAACCGAGCCCGGGGCUUCACGGCAGCACAGAUAAAGGGCCGUGCAGGUGUGGACAUCGGGAGAGUGGGCUGGAUACGGAGCAUCCCGCUGAACAUGGAGCGCUCCUGAUCUCUGCAGAACGACAGGAGGAGCUCAGCCAUUCUUUCCUCGUCGCAUCUUGGAUCUGUUUGGACGUUUGGAGGCCCGACCAUGUCUGCGAGAGACAAGGGGAUCCUGACCAAAGACAGUGUCAGCCUGCUGCCCUGCUUCUAUUUUGUAGAGCUGCCAAUCCUUGUAUCGUCUGUGGUCAGUCUGUACUUCCUGGAGUGGACGGAUGUGUUCAAGCCAGUCAAGUCUGGCUUCAACUGCCAUGACCGUAGCCUGAGCCUGCCCUACAUCGACCCAAACCACGAGGAUCCAUUGCUAAUGCUUCUUAGCCUGGCCUUCGCUGGACCUGCCAUCACAAUAAUGAUUGGAGAAGCCAUCCUGUUCUGCUGUCUGUCUCGGAGAAGGAACGGUGCUGGGGCCGAGGCCAACAUCAACGCUGCCGGCUGUAACUUCAACUCCUUCAUACGCAGAGCCGUCCGCUUUGUUGGUGUCCAUGCAUUCGGACUUUGUGCCACAGCUCUUAUUACCGAUGUCCUCCAACUGAUGACGGGCUACCCAGCACCUUACUUUCUUACUGUGUGUAAACCCAACUACACUACUCUAAAUGUCAGCUGUGAGCAGAACCCCUACGUCAUGGAAGAUAUCUGCUCAGGAGCUGACCUUGCAGCCAUCAUCCAGGGCAGAAAAUCCUUCCCAUCACAGCAUGCAACUCUUGCAUCCUUUGCCGCUGUUUAUGUUUCGAUGUACUUCAACAGCACUUUGACGGACUCAUCGAAGCUACUCAAGCCCCUGCUGGUCUUCUCCUUUAUUAUCAGUGCCAUAAUUUGUGGUUUGACCAGGAUUAUUCAGUAUAAAAACCAUGCCACCGAUGUCUACUUGGGUUUCCUGCUUGGAGGAGCUAUUGCUGUCUAUCUGGGAAUGUAUGCGGUUGGAAAUUUUCAGUCUAGUGAGGAGGCCAACAGCAGUCCACCUCCACUUGUACACCACCCUCCUUGCUCUUUGCCCCAUAUAAGCCAGGAGGCUGUCCUCCACCACCUGCAAAUGAAAGCCAGUAUGUCUGCGGAGUCUGCCAUACCCACUUCCCACUCCGAGGGCCUGCUCCACCGAGGCCUUCAGCAGCAGAGGCCUGAUGACAGCCUGAAACGCUCCAGUGCAGAUGUGGAAGUGAUUUCCCCCCGUAGCCCCCAGAGCAAAGAUGCAAUGGUGACCUUUAGCCACACUCUUCCUCGGGUCCACACUCCCCAGGCCAUGGCCGCAUACGAAGAAGCAGCCAGACGCCAUGCUGCCACCCUCCACCAUGCCUCAAUGGACUCCAGCCGUUCUAAGCAGCUUCUGUCUCAGUGGAAAAGUAAAAACAACAACCACAAGUGCUCCCUGCAGGUCCCGGACUCCUUCUCCUCAUCUGUAGACUCAUCAUCUGGUCAGUCCUCCCAACAUCCACACCACCAUGGCAGUAUGGAGCUUCGAUCCAGCUCUGAGCCACUGGCUAUGGGAUUGAAUGGGGGUUUUGAUGCCCAUGCGUACAUGUCCAAACUGGCCACAGGUGCUAGUACCACCCUGCCCAGUAACUGCAGUGGCAUUACUGGAGGGGCCAGGAUAGCGAUGCAGUCUCGACCUGGUUCUUCACAGCUUGUUCACAUACCAGAGGAAGCUCAUGAGAAUUACAACACCAUGUCUCAGAGGACAGUGAGUGGAGGAGGAAGUGAGGAGAUGUCGACAGUAAAUGCCACAGUUCAGGCUAACUGGCAAAGGGCAGCAGAGAAAACUGUAGCCUGUAGGACUAAUGACAAUGGGCAGAACACCCAGCCACGAAUCAUGCAAGUGAUUGCCAUGUCCAAGCAACAGGGGCUACUACAGACCCAUUCCAAGAGCUUGGAUGAGAGCAGUAUUGGCUGCAACACCACUGGGAGUUGCCAAGUCUCUGCUCGCUACAGGACGCUAACUGAUCAAGACCCCACCAGCACCACAGGGCCCAGCUCACUGGGUAGCACCACAGGCAGCAUUUCAGGGAGCACUGGAGCAAUUGUCAGAGUAGACGCCCACCCUGAAAACAACAGGCCGGUAAUCCAAGCUCCGUCCACAGAUGGAAGCGGAUCAUGGAGGUGGCGGUCCCUCGAUUAUGGCACUGGAGCUGGUGGAGGUCCAGGGACUAGUGGAGUAGGAGGAGGAGCAGGUGGAGGAGGUGGGAGUUUGAGGCAAUCGUUUGACCUCAAUGAUCUAAACAGAGAUUCAGAAAGCUCAGACUCAGUACGUGAAGGGUCGAUUGACAGAAAACGUGCCAAUCACAUUGUUACUACCACUGCCACAGAUAGCACAACACCCAUUGUCACUGUCCACACCCAGAACACCAGCCAGUCAGAGCAGAGGCUCCAGCCACAGGGGCUCUCUACCAUAAGGGUCACUCCAGGGGAUGGGAGUGGUCCUGGGUCUGGAGGAGGCAGUAGCAGUGGGGGAGGAGGAGGUGGGGGUGGAGAGACUGCUUCAGAAACCCCAUCAGUCGCCUCCAGUCGUGAGUCCACACUGCGAAGAAAAGGCAAUAGUAUUAUCUUGAUUCCUGAGAGAGCCAACAGCCCUGAUAACACUAGGAACAUUUUCUACAAGGGAACGUCCAUUACUCCUGUUUUCAAGGACUAACAUCCUAAUUAACAGGAGACUAGUGAGAAUAUGUAGCUAACAAUCCAAGCUGUAUUUUCAGAAAAUCUGUGACAAGAGUAACUGUUACCUGUCAGUGUUCAUAUCACAAUAACUUCAAAAGAAAAUGUUUAGUUUAGCAUGAUUUUUUUGUAUGUGUUUACACUAAAGCACAACCUUUUAAGUGUUGUAUAAUUAAUCACUGUGUUUUUUGUGGUCACUCCAAAGGAAACCUAUUGUAAUAUUGAUGCUGUUCUGGUGUUUUCAGGAGAGGAGAAUCUUUUUUAGAGUCCCAUAUGUUUUGGAUAAAAACCUCUACAAUAAAGAAAAAAUAAGUAGCAGAGUAACAUUCAAACUGUAGCAAACUACUGCAAAACAGUUGUAUCAUAGCUGUGAAACCAAUGUUUACUUCCCCACACUGUAAAUACUGUGUAUGUUUGAAAAGGGUGCUACACCAGAAAAUACUAUUUACGUACUAUACAAUAUACAAUGUGCGAUCUGAAUAGAUAAAGAAUGAAUUAUUUUACAAAGAGUCACAACUAUGACAUUAAUAUGUGACAGAGAUAUGUUUUCUAUUUUGUCUGUUUUCUGUACAGAUACCACAUAUUCAACAGAAUACUGUUUUGAACCAUAAGUGUGCUUAGCAUUCCUUCUGUAGCUAUGAACUCAAAGAUGCUGUGACUUGCACUGAAAAUAGUGUUUACUGUACAAUGUAUACCGUAAACUCCAAUCACAAAUCUUUAUAUUCUGUACUUAUAUUUGGACAUCCAUGCCAGUAUCAUACCUAUUGCACAAAAAAACAGCAAAGCAGUGGAAUAUUCUUCAUCUUAAGGCAGUCAGAUAUUUUUACAAUAAAGUAGUAGAAUGUCUUAAAGUCAGUGCAAUAAUUGACCUUAAGUUUCCUGACCAUUUUUUGCAGAUCUCAGUCUGGAUAAAAUCUGUGUAUAGUUUUCUGAAGAACACUGAAAUUUUGUGCACAAACAUGAACAACAUUACAAAGUGAGGCGGUCAUUUUGAAGUCAGCCAGAGUUCCAAAACAGAAACCACAUCUAUGCAUUUUUGUGCAUUGAUAUGCUUAUGAGACUGGCAGUUGAAGUAUUUCUAAAUUAUGGAUUGCAAGGAAAUCCAUGGAUAGAAAUGAAUGGACAAAUAAACUGAGACAGGCUAAAGAUUCUGCUAAUUAAUACAAUAAUAAUCUCAGCUUAAAUGAAUUUACUUUCAAACUCUGGAUGAAAUUUACUUACAUUUGCUAUGCUUGGUGCCUUGUUAUGGCCCCAGAAUAAAUGAGAGUGCUUGCACUGACUAAAGGUAUGAUCAUAUUUAACAUAGUUUUUAGAGCUGCCUAAACCAUGAAACUUAACAAUCACACUCCAGAAGAAACAAAGCUAAAGUAAUCCGUACCGAUGACCAUUAUAUGUGUUUAUGUGCCCGAGAGCUUCCAAACUUUGCUCAGAUAGCAAGCAAACAUAUUUCCCAAAACAUUAUAGUUUCAUUAAUCAUCUUUUUGUUAGAAAUAUUUCGGUCUUUUACUGGCAGAAUGCUGUAAAGCGCUGUGCCCUUGAUGUAACCUACAUUUCCAGGUGCUAUGUGGAGCAUUUUUCUACAAUAUACAAUACAGUAUUACUUUUAAUUUGUAAUACCUCACUAUAAAUAUCAUAAAAUGAAACUAUAUUGCAUAUGUGGCUUUGCUGGACAUAACAAGCAUGCAACAGGUGAUGUGCUUUGGUUGCCACUCUUUGCAAUGGUAUGCACUGGAAGAACAGCACCGUCAUCCAGUUUUGUGCUGUGAUUUCCAUUUGUUUGUGCCACAAAACCAGCCAGCAGAUUUUCUACCUAACUCAUCCCAAAUAAUAUGUAUCUAAUACCACACAGGAGCCAGUAGAGGCUGCCAGUUCUAUCAGAAUCUGUUUGCUUCUUGUUUAUUGUAAUAUUAAGAGUUUCAAAUGAAUAUGUUUUUUACAUAGUGACUGGAACAGCUAAAAGAGGACUGUUUAGUGGUUUUGAAAUUGCAAAAUCUGUUGUUUACAAGGGUUUACAUUGUGGUGCAUAUCAAUCAUUUGUAUCUUUGUGGUAACAUAAGCACCCACUGGAUAGAAAUGAAAUUUGGUACAAAUGCUCCAGUAUUGGCACCAUCUGUACUAUGAAACUAGCAGAGUGACCGUUUGAGAAGAUUUGCCAAAGCUAGAAUUUUUAAUAGGAAAACAAUCUAAAUCAUAAGUAUUUGUAUAGCAAGCCUGCAUUAUAUUGUACACGAUUUAUUCUUUACCCCGGUAACAUUUGCAUGAUAACUUUUUCAUAGUGUGUAUCACAAGAUUUUUUUUAUCAUAAAUGUGCUUUUACUUUCAAUUCACAGAAGUGUCCAACAGUAUGUUCUUUAUUUCCAUAUAUAUGACAAUCUUUUCCUCAUUUAAAAAAAAACAAGUACUGUUGCCUCUUCAGGUCAUUGCCACAUGCUGGUUUUGUUUUUUCCUCUUAAAUGAAACUGACAUUCUCUCUGUAUUAUAUUAAUUUAGUAUGUGUACAUAAUUUCAGAAAUCUAAAUGAAAUAACUGUGGUUUGAAUCUAAACUCAAUCAAUCAAAAACAAAAUAUAUAUUUUUAAAGUCAUCCAGGUAGACUGCAUUUUUUAAAUACAACGUUUUGACUUAUUUAAGCCCUCAAGCUACGGGGCUUCUUAUAUUUAAGAUUUGGUUUGAAGCUGCAUCUUAAAGUAAUUUCUUGUGACCACCAUCAGGUUUUGCCUGAUCUCAAAAUGCCAAAAUAGGAAACAUGAGAGAAUUCACUCACACUUGCCAUUGCUACCAUACAGUGUUAAAGCAGUGAAGUAAAAACAAAAUACAGUAAAAUAUCAAAUUCAGUUCAUUGCUUGAAUACAUACUUGCCAUGCAUUACAAAACCACAAUCAAAAAUGCUUAAGUACAACAUGGCAACAACAAAUUAGUAACAAGUAAUGCCUUCUUCCAAAUGAUCCCAUGAAUUCAGUUUUCAUACUGAAGACCAACUAACCCUAGCCUGACUGUUGUUCUCAGCAGUCUUGUAGAGAAUAAAACUUAUUUACAUAUUUUCCAUUUUGGACAACAAUGGUGCGCUAUGGAAUAGAUGAAUGAGAUAUAACAAGCAUUGACAUACACAUAGAACCUAUUAAAAAACACACACACAAAAACAAGAGCUCACUGGUAAAGUCUACCAUAUUAGAGAGAGGAUUAUUGACAUGAUACAUGUGAAACCAGCUUGUGUGAUGCCAUACACACACACACAAACACACACACAUACACACACACACACACACACACACAAUAUUUAUAUAUAUAUGUAUUUAUUCCCAUGGCAUUGUUUUAAAUGAUUUCUGUGAUUCAGUCCCGAAGGCCUGUGAAAAGUGACACAUGGGUAGAAAUGUAGAUCCAAUGGGUAGAACUGUGGAUGGAUGCUCUCUGCAUGUGUAGAUUGUUGUGUUGUCCCUGGAUGAAUAAUAAAUGUCUUCUGAUACUCUGAGCAGCUGUAUGAAUUCUAUGGAGCAAGAAAAAAAAAAGAUUUGUCCCCAGUUCAGUUCAAAAAUCUAAAAAAGAAGCUCAGAAAUGAUGAUUUUGUAUAACUGUUGAAUAUAUCAAAGUACUGACUGCUUAAAGUCAGCUUUCACGCUGAGUAUUUGUAGCACGUUGAUCAGACUAGAUGACAAACUGUGCAUUAUCUAAAUAUGAAUAAAUGUUUGCUAAUGAAACCAA
Messenger RNA from Acanthochromis polyacanthus (spiny chromis), 6515 nucleotides. It is a transcript of the gene plppr4b, whose product is annotated as phospholipid phosphatase-related protein type 4. The record is from RefSeq and is a predicted model, not a curated record. Gene Ontology annotation, molecular function: phosphatidate phosphatase activity. Gene Ontology annotation, biological process: phospholipid metabolic process; phospholipid dephosphorylation; signal transduction. NCBI's taxonomy places the organism in Eukaryota, Metazoa, Chordata, Actinopteri, Pomacentridae.